UCAGUUUCAGUUCGGUUGAUUCGGUUUGACUUGGUUCGGUUUGAUUUUUUUGCCCACCCCUCAAUGAAAGGAUGAAUGAUUAGUUCUUUAUAAUUUCGGUUAUCAUUUUAUAAUGCUGAGUAGUUGUCACGUUGACUGAAUAUUGAUUGAUAAAACCAUAUAUUCUGGUUCAAUUAAUCAUUUAGAAUGAUUUAUUUCCAUUAAUAUUUUUAAUUCUGACCUUGAAGUUUGGUUAUAUAGAUUAAUAUGGAAAAUAAUCAAUCAUUUAUGUGACGCUAAACAGAUUUGUCCCAUGGAAACAAAUAAAACUUUGUGUGGUGGCUUUACCAGAUAUAGAGCAAGUGAGAAACACGCAUCAACGGAGGCCACAUUGAUUUACGAAAACGACACGCAGGUCAUGGGGCUUGAUUAGGAUGCUAACGCAGCUUUGUUCCCACACAAUCGUUACCACAAUCAUUACGACCGGACGCAGUCGUCAGUCGUCACAAACAAAACAUCAGUACAUCACGCCUGGACGUGGUUGAUUAGUCUUGAACUCUUGAUUACGAGUUUAAGUGCAUGCAUUAGUAUUUUUAUAUUCUUAGUUCAAAUUAACUUUGAGGGGGGAAAUGUUUUACACCAUGUUAUCGGACUUUUAGCUAUAGUAAACUAGUGAUUUUUUUAAUGCAGUUUUAGCUCUGAAAGUGACAACUAAAACGAUCAGAAUUACAUCUUAGAAACUGAUAAAAAUUUGUAAAAAAUACUCCAUAUGUUUUUAUUAUAUAGUUUUUAGUAUUUUAUUGUAUUUGAAAAUAUCAAAUAUUAUAUUUUAAGUUUUGUUAUAUAAAAUGAUUUUUAAAUAAGGUAGAGCAUUUCCAACUUAUUUUUAAAUAAGUACAUUAAGAUGCUUUUAGUACUUUUAUUCCGAUUUUCCUGUAAAAAAUAUGGCUUGCAAAGACAUAGCUUAUAGACACUCGUUGAUUCAUUCUUUAAAAUUCAAAUCAAUCAAUGGACAGCAUAUCUUUUUCACCUGUUGUGUAGUUUUCUACUAUAAAAAGUGUAUAAAUUAGUAGAAAAUUCGAUCGCAGUAGUUAGUGCAGCGCAUGCAGAUCCUAUAAAUACGAAAUUAAACAUAAUUUAAUGUUUCUAUUAAAUUUUGUGAUAAAAGGCCGCAUGCAUUGACUUGACUCUUUCAGUCUUGUCCUGCUUACUAAACCCUCAACUGCAUCAAGCCAACCAUAACUGCUAACUUUACGAGUUUGCAUUUGGUUAGACGUUGAUGAUUUACCAUCAUUUGAGUUGCGUUUGUUACCAGUAAAACUUUUUCUAGAAGGAUAAUACAAUGUUGGCUACACGUACGUAAAUACAAUAUACUUUUUGAUGCGAAAUUAGACAGUUGAUGAUGUUAUAAUUAAUUAUUUUUGUUUUAAUAUUGUAUGAAAAUUGUGUGCGUGGGUUGUAUGUUUGUCAACUGAAAUUGUUUAUUGUUGGAAUUUUCUGCAUAAAUUAUAAAGAUUAACAUAAAAUAACAUAUAUAAAAAUCCAUUCACCAUCAGUUAGCUUUAAGUUGACAAUCCAAAAUAUUUACGUUUACAUAUUUGUGUUUGCGAUGUAAGUUUUCUUGUUAUAUUUAUUUCGAUUGACAGUGGACUUUUUUAACAAACCUUUUCAUUUUGUUUUGGCAGUUGUUAAUUUUUGUAUAACACUUUAAUUUGAAUAGAGCGUGAAUAGCCAACUUUGAAUAAAACGUGAUUACAAACAAUAUAUGGAAGAGGGACAACCAAAAUAUUUGUGUAGUGCUGUAUAAAGUUUAUAGCUAAGAAAAAGAAGAAGACGAGGCAUAACUACGGACGUGAAAUGAAGAUGGAGAGGUUACAAGGAAUCAUGAAAAAUGAAGUUGAUGCUAUAAUUGUUUCGACAAAGUUUUAAUGGAACACGGAUCCGAUGGUGGAGAGAAUCAUAUUUGAAAGGAACCAUUUGCAACUUUUUUUUCUUGUUAAUUGUGUGUGAAUGUAUUUUUCUUUUCUUUUUUACCAAUUCUGCUUUGAUAUUAGGUAGAAGUUUAUUUAUUUUUAUAGAAUGUCAUCGUUUGUAACCCAGUCUGAAAGGAAUUGUUAGUAACGUUUGGAAGAAGUAAACCGAAUCCGGAUAGUAAUAACACAUUCACACUUCAACAAAAUGGUGAUGUGUGGAUUGCGUGAGCAACAUAUGCACAUGAUUUAAGAUAAAAUUUUCCUUAGUCAUUUGUAUUUCAUAUAGUGGGUUUCUACUUAUUUACAAAUUGACUUGGUUCAGCCGAUUAAAAUGAAUAUGAAUGAAUGAAGUUACUCAUCAGCAUAGUUUCAAAAAAAAAAAAAAAAGUUACUCAUCAGAUUCGUAACACAAAUCAGUGUUUUCCUCCGGAUAGAUUUUAAUCUCUAAAUAUAUCGAUCACUGUAUACACUAAUACACAUUUGUGUUAGACCACCUCCAAUGAAAAUUCAUAUACAUAAUACAUAUCUUAAGAGUUCUAAUGGGAAGAACCCCAUUGGAGUUGCAAAAUAGAACGGUCACGAUGUCGACAAGCUGAAUCCGCUAUCCAAUCCAACGGCUCAAAGUCCACGAAACACGCGACCAAGUGGUACUCCCUUUUACACCUGAUUUAUAUUAGUUUAAUGAUAAACAACAAGAGGAUGGUUCGUUGGCCCUUCAUGUUUUUAAUUAAAUUCAAAUUUAUUCACAACCACCAUUGAAAAAGUCUCCUGCAAGGAAAGGAUGGUUCUCGUGUAUAGUAUAUAUACAUGUUUCCACUCUCUUCUCUACUCAAACCAUCCCGUCAUCGACCAAAUCACCUUCUUCUUCUCUCUCUAUUUCCUUUGUUCUCGCGAAUUUAAACCUCACAAGAAGUUCAAAAUACAUUUAAACAUAAAUGGCCAAUCCUAGUGAAGUAUCUUCUGCACUUUGGUUCAUCGAGAAGCAUCUUCUUGACGUGGUUUCUCCAGUGGCUAAAGAUUGUUGGAUGGUACACGAAUCAGCAGCAAAUGAAUCUAGCUCUGAUUCUUCUCCUAUGAUCUUCGGACCAUCCUCAGAGAUCAAACCUGAAAUCAUCGAUCUCUCGACGCCGAGAUUCAUGGAUUUGAUUUCGACUCCAUUUGAAUUCGACACGGCCGUUUGUUCUGUUUCUGAUUUCGAUUUUAAACCAACUUUUCAAACCGGAAAUCAAUUUGAACCGGAAUUCAAAACUCAAACCCCGUGUGCCUCAGACGAUUCCCAUUCAAACCGUAAACCGCCACUGAAGAUCUCCGUACCAACCAAAACCGAAUGGAUUCAAUUCAAUCCGCAACCGGAAGUUACCAAACCGGUUCAACCGGACGCGGAAGAGCAAAGGCAUUACAGAGGAGUGAGACAAAGGCCCUGGGGGAAAUUCGCGUCGGAGAUUCGAGACCCGAACAAACGCGGAUCUCGCAUUUGGCUCGGGACGUUUGAUACCGCGAUUGAAGCGGCUAGAGCUUACGACGAAGCGGCGUUUAGGCUUCGAGGAUCGAAAGCCAUUCUGAAUUUCCCGCUCGAGGUCGGGAAGUGGAAGUCACGCUCCGACGCCGACGGUGAGAAGAAACGGAAGAGAGAGGAAAACGACGACGAGGAUGUGGCGGUGGUAGAGAAAGCGUUGAAGACGGAACAAAGCGUUGACGGGAAAGAGGCUUUUAACUUGACGGAGUUCUGCGAAUGGGACGUAACGGGGUUACUUAACUUUCCGCUUUUGUCGCCGUUAUCUCCUCAUCCAUCGUUUGGGUAUUCGCAGUUGACCGUUGUUUGAGUUCUUUUUUACUGUGUGCAUGCCAACGUGGACUUAUGAUACACGUAGGUGCAUGAGUUUAAAAAGCAUAUACGUCAGUUUGACAAAAAAAAAAACGUCAAUACAUGUGUUCAUGUCUUUGGCUUAUUUAUAUUUGUUCAUUCUUUUUCACACUACAUUAAUACGAUGUUAUACCAAAUUUACAAGUUUGCGUUAUUUUAUACUCCACUAGAAGAACUCAGAAUAAUUGAACCUACGAGGCACUAUAAUAUCAUUUAAUGCCAUUCACAUUGAGGAGCAUGGUUAGAAAUUAGAACCUACUAAAGUAAUUAGAAUUCAAAGUUGUAAAUUUGACCGGCGUAUGUUGAUUUGUAGACAUAAUAAAUGCAUGACCAUGAUUCUGUCCGAACAAUUAACAAAUAAAUUGUUUUGAUGAGUCGAUUCAGUUUCUUGUGGGAUACUGACAUACUGUAAUGGUAAGCUAGUCAGAACGUUGCAGUUGCAUGUGCGAGACCUCUGCGUUAUAAGUAAAAAUUUAUAUAAAAUAUAAGUAAAAAUAAUAAAAAAUAGAAAUAAAAUAUUAUUUUUUAAAUGUGAGAUUUUGUAUUAACAAUUGAUUUUAGUAAAUUAUGAUUGAUUAUAGUCAAAAUAUUAGUGAUAGAUUAACAAAUAUUGCUUACAACUAACUUCAUAAAAAUUAUCUUUAAUAAUUAUUAAUAGAGUUAAAUUAGUAUACAAAAUUUGGAUAAUAUUUUCUUUUUAUAUAUAUAUAUACUUAUAUAUGAUAUAUGGAAAAAAUGAAAAUAUGUUGGUCAAGGUUUGCUUAGGGCAUCUAAACGUAGUGCUACAUAGACGACAUGCGUUCAUAUUUGUUCAUUCUUUUUUUUUUAACUUCGAUUGUUCAUUCUUUUUCAUACUACAAUAAUACGAAGUUAUUUCAUUCAAUGAAGACCAAAGAAUCGAGUUUUGCGUUAUUUGUACAAAUGAAUAUCCCAUGAUUCCCAUCAUUUAGUGCCAUUCCGGUUGAAGAACUAACCAACUAAAAAUAAUUACAAUUCAAGCCUCCAAUUUUGACCGAGGUAUGAAGAUUUUGUAGACACAUAAAUGAACGACCCUGAUUCUGUCGGAACAAUUCGCAGACAACUAAUUUGAUGAUUGGGAUAAAAAUAAUGGAAAAGCAGGUCAAAACGACCAUGGCGAUGGCAUGUGCGUAGAAACCUUACAUGGCGAAAGUGAAAGCCAUUUAUCCUGAAGAAUACUUCUUCCACGGCCAUAUAUCUAUGGCCGUUUAGUACUAUUUUAGAUAUGAACAGGGCGAAUCUAGAACAAAAUUCAAUUGGGUGCAUUGUUGUUAUAAAACUAUAAAAGUGACACAAUGAAGAAUUGAGCUAAGUUGAUUAUGGGUGCACAACCCAUUUUUUACCAUCUCAUCCAGCUAAGUUUUUAAUAAUUCUAUACACAAAAGAUUACAUAUUAAUAAAACUAUGGGUGCACGUGCCCACAUUCCCAUUAACCUGUCUACGCCCCUCAUAUGAAUCUAUUAACGAUGAACUUCAUCUCCUUCCCUUUUCCCUGUUUUUGUUCCUAUAAUCAACCCAUGAAUGUUGGUGGGUCUACUCAUAGGCAUUAGUACGCUCUCUUUAAUGGGCCUUGGGUUAUUCAUACAUUUAUAUAAAGUUUGAAUGAUGCGCUCAUAUUGUUUCUUUUAUAAAUUGUAGAAGUGCUACUAAAUAUAGGUUUCAAACCAACCUAUCUUAAUAGUAUAUUUAAUUUAAUCAGGUUGUUAGUUGAAUGUUUGAAACCCAAUUCUUUUUUGGUUCAAAUUCAUCAAUUAACAAAAGGAGUAUUUACAUGAGUGGGAUUAAAUAAUGGAUGCUACUACAAUGUUUGCCGGAUAACACGGGAGAUUUAAAUUGGUAAAAUAGAGCAUGGAUCGCUAUAAACAUUUUCAAAAGUAAAAAUAUAUGUUUUUCAUGAACUCCAGAGAUUUGUAUAUGUUUUGGCUUGGGAAUUUUGUAUAUAUUGGGAUCCACAUGAACAUUUUGCUCGAGUUGUUGACAAACGACAAUUAAGCUUUACUCAGUUUUUAGUGGUUUGUUAGUUUGAUUUGUACUUACUACUCAUAAGUAAAAUAGUCUCUUUUACUCUUUUAUAUAACCAACAAUAUGUUAUGUUUGCAAUAAAAUAACAUUAGUAUCAGGCCCUGUUCGAAAACGCGCCCGCCUGGCCGAGAACUCGUCCGAUUAAAGGGUCAUCGGAAGGUCACCGUGGCGUAGAGGUGAAAUCGGUGGGUUUAGGCGGCGAAUUGAAAACUCAGGCAAAAGAUCGAAAUUUUGGGUGAUAAAUCAUAGUUUAUGUUAUAGAUCUAUCAUACUCCUAUAAAACCCACAAGAAUCGCUUGCAAAAUCUCUAAAAUCGUGAAAAAAA
Brassica rapa (field mustard) is the source of this 6181-nucleotide messenger RNA. Its product is annotated as ethylene-responsive transcription factor 5. NCBI's taxonomy places the organism in Eukaryota, Viridiplantae, Streptophyta, Magnoliopsida, Brassicales, Brassicaceae. Gene Ontology annotation, biological process: ethylene-activated signaling pathway; regulation of DNA-templated transcription. The record is from RefSeq and is a predicted model, not a curated record. Gene Ontology annotation, molecular function: DNA binding; DNA-binding transcription factor activity.